AUGCGUUGGGUAGUCAGUAUUGGAUUUGCACUUCGAUCAGAUGUUGUUUACCCCGAGGAUCUUUCUCCUUACGGCACCAGCGAGGCUGAGCAGAAAUUUAACUGGGUAGUAUCGAAAUAUGACAAGAUUUCAAAGCUUAUGGCUAGACACAGACUUGUCAAAGACCUGUACGGCUCAGGAACUACAUGGUUCGUGCGCAAUAAUCUAGGCUUUCGAUCGCCAGUUGUGAUGGGUGAACAUUGGUUGGCUAUCGGUGACGCCACUGGGUUCACUAACCCAUUAUAUUCGCCAGGUAUCAAUGCCAACAUGGGAAUAAGCAUUUACGCAGCGGAAAUGACAAACACCUAUCUAAGCUUGAAAAGUUGUACCGGAAAAAGGAAAUUGUUAACGGAAUAUGAAGAGUUCUGCAGGAAUCGAAUACCGAACCUUCAGCGCAUGAAUACAUUCAACUACGUCUGCAUGCGCUCGCCAGACUUGGGACCACUAGGACCACUAUGGCAGUACCUCAUCGGUACGGGCAACAAAGCUUUCCAAAAUGCGCGUACUUUCGAAUUUGGGAACUGCAAGGAAUUGUUGGCCCGGUGGGACUGGGGUGUCAAUGAAGAGGAGUACAUCGCCCUUAGCAACAUGGUGAUAGCGAUGCUUGCGGGACGAUGCGACGAGGAGCUGUCGACCGAGCAAAUUGAAGGUGUAAAGGGAGUUUCAAGGCUUUUCCUGAACUCAGUGAUGUCAAAGGGCAAAUAUCGCGGCAGAUGGAGUGGAUUGUUGCGUUAUUAUGACGACGAGUUGAAACUUCACAGAGAGAAGGUCGAUCGUGAUGUACUAGCUAGCCGGUGUAGAAGCUGUGGCGAGUGGAAAAUGCUGCAAGGAGAUGUAAGGAAGUGUCCUUUUUGUGGAUAUCAACAUACUAUCGAGGAGAGUACCAAGAAGAUAUAUGUGGGCACAUGA
Molecule: messenger RNA, 948 nt
Organism: Glarea lozoyensis ATCC 20868
Lineage: Eukaryota; Fungi; Ascomycota; Leotiomycetes; Helotiales; Helotiaceae
Exons: 1
Coding region: 1-948 (315 amino acids)
Molecular function (GO): catalytic activity
Source: RefSeq, a predicted model, not a curated record